AUGGAAGUAGGUAACAUCAGUUAUCGUGAGAUGCGAAGCUUGAUAAAGGCGGACUGGACGGAGUUCUGCCUCUUCAAACCGAUCAUUAACCUAAAAACCAUCGGACUGAUCACCCAGGCUCUGGCUGUUCUUCACCUCUUUGCCUUCGGUCGCCGCCCUGCCGCCCACCCUGUCCCUACAAACGGACCUGUGGAACCUAUCAAUGUUCCCAAAGGCAGUACCACACGGUCAAGCGAGGCGGCGCAAGCGAAGGCUCAUCACUGGGGCGAUUAUCGUGCCCGUCUUGAAAUUGCCGUCGCAGAAGUUUUGGAAAAGGCAGAGCACCUACAGACCCUACAGAAUAUGCAACGUCAGAAAGACCUCGAUCAUCCCCCGGGCGCUCCCACUGCAACUGAUCUCCAACCUUCGUCGUUAAAAGCGACGCAGGCGACCAAGCAGGCGAUCGCCAACAACGCGGUUGGCGAGUUUCGGAAACUGAAACAGCAGAGUAUGAGGAAAGACCGACAAAAUGUGUCCAUGGAUGUGCUGGAUUCCUAUGACUGUUUGUCGGAUUCAAGCACGGCCGCAAUACUGAGGGCAGACCGUGAACUAAACAUAGCCGUGCGCAGAGUGCUCUGUCCAGCCCUGGAGCUUCUGAUUGAGCAUGGACUACGCGCUCAAUCGGGAUCAAGCACCUUGGGUGCCAAUCUAACCUCCGAUGACGCUGGCAUCCUCGCCAAAUGGGGCCUUGGCUGCUUCUCUCGACGUCCAGCCCACGCCCCCCACGACUAUGCACAAGAUAGCAGCCCCGAUGAAGACGAGGAUGAGGUGCUGAGUGAUGGCUACGAGGACCAAGGGAAGCGGAAAAGGCACGUUCAGAGACCCCGCAAAAAGUCCUCCGUCACGGCCUGGUCCAUCUUUCUGAAGUAUUAUGUUAUGAAGGUGCGUUGCUCUUGCCCCAACAUUUACCCCUCCCCUUCAUUUACUUCCGUUGUUGUAUUAGCUCGCUGCUCCCAAAUUCGCAAGAAAGUUUGUUUUCGGACCACUGGAUCGAUCACUGAGAUUCGCUUUUUUUCUUGGAGUCAAGUACAAGUCUGGACUUUUUACUACCUUCUUCUACCCAUGGUAUAUGCCUCACACUAG
Molecule: messenger RNA, 1122 nt
Organism: Dibothriocephalus latus
Lineage: Eukaryota; Metazoa; Platyhelminthes; Cestoda; Diphyllobothriidea; Diphyllobothriidae
Source: the annotation of a GenBank genome assembly